Molecule: messenger RNA, 3192 nt
Organism: Ceutorhynchus assimilis (cabbage seed weevil)
Lineage: Eukaryota; Metazoa; Arthropoda; Insecta; Coleoptera; Curculionidae
Source: the annotation of a GenBank genome assembly
AUGGCGCUGCUAAUGCGGCGUCUGCUUGUAGAUGCUCAGGCCAAGCUUCGCAGAAUGGUAGAAGAACAUUCCUCUUCCCUAGCCUCCCGGAUCGAAUCCGAUUACCCAAACUCCAUUUCCAUUUCGACCGCCGCUUGCAACUCUCAAGGACUGAAACUUUCUGAUGACGCGAUUCCUGCAACAACGCCCUCAUUAUCGUUAUCCCAAAACAAUGAUUUAAAACCCAUUCUAAGUGAGCCCGAAGACAAUAAGUUAUUACGGAACGGUGAUGUAAAGAAGGAUGAUUUCAUUUCGAGUAAAUCGAAUUCGAUUGAGUCGAGGAGAAGCAAGUCGUUGAAUAAUACCAGUUCGCUGGAUUCGAGCGAGGAAAUAAGUAAGAGAGACAUUCAAAAAACAAGAUCAAAUCCGGUGAAUUGCGAGCGCUUGGAGACUGAAAUUAGAAUAGAUAACAUGACAAUACAAGAAAGUGCUAGUCCCAUAAAGGACAAUAGAUCGUCUCCUGAAAACCAACGGUCAGAUUCACCUAAACCUGGAUGUAGUAGUCAACCAGAUAUGGAUUCCUCAUCUCCUCGUUCGCCACGCAGCUCAGACGGAAAUCCCGAAGACCUUUUGGCCUUGUUGCCAUCCCCUUCAAAUUUCCCUAACAAAUCGUCGUCCGUUAUUAGAAGACUUCGUCAGGACAAUGACCGGUUACAAGCGGAAGUAACACGCUUGCGCAGGCUAGUAGUUUCAGGUGCCACGGGAAUAUUGAACGAAAGAAAACCACCGGCAGAAGGCGCCGGCGCUAGCGAUUCGACUACUUACGCACUGGAAAUGGAAUUGCAACUGGCAAAAGAGGCUUUGACGACUUUAAAAUCCGAUAAACGAAGACUGAAAGCCGAAAAGUUCGAUUUACUGAACCAAAUGAAACAACUUUUUUCUACUCUAGAAGAUAAAGAAAAAGAACUUAGAGAUUUUAUUAGAACUUAUGGGCAGCGGGUGAGAGACGAAACGUCGCUUCAACAAUUAUCCACAGAAAGAGAGGAGAGAGAGCGGGAAAGAUGGAGUUUAUUGAGGCAUGCGCGAGAUGAAGCUGAAAGAAGCUUAUCUUUAGCUGCACAACUUAAUGCUAAAGAGUUACAGUUGCAACAGGCCCAGGAACAAUUGGCAGAGGCUCGAAGACAAUUAGGCGGUUGCCUAUCGGACCAAGAAUCCUUAGCCUCCCUUCCACGUCACAGCAUAAACGGCGGCGCCCUGACUCCAGGAUCUGGAGGCCUCCUGUCAGGUCAUUUGGGUUUAUUGCCAGGCGACAGAGGAAGCUGCAGCGCUGACUCAGGAGUACGAGUCAGCUCCGAUAGAGAAAGCGGUGGUGCUACUUCGGCAGCUGGAAAUUUGUCUGAUUCAACUACAGACGGCGCUCCAACUAUUACAGUUGAAGGCAGUAUCAGGGAUGUGGAUUCAGUUUCGUUGAUGUCGACUGUUCCGCCACCGCCUGCGCAUUUGUACCAAUCAAUUUCGACUAAAGACUGCAGCCCGACGUUAUCACCAUUAAACGCUAACAAUUUUCCACGAUCCAUAGAUCCUAGCAGUUUAUCAAGAUCGGUAGAGCAACUUAGUUCGCCCCUAGAACAAGAACCCAUUACAAUAGGCAAAAGAACAAAAACACCGAACAGACUUUCAGGGCGGGGUGGCACUUGGGGCAGCAUUUCCAGAGUGUUUGCCAGGUCGAGGCAUAGAAAUAAAACCAAUUCUCUACAGGAGGCCGGUGAACAUGGUUACGAGCCUUACAGAAGCUGGUCGCCGUUAACCGAAGAAGGUUACGCGGAAAAAUUAAGAUUACUAAGAGAAGCUAGUACUAUUCCUAUGGAAAGAUGGCGAGCACCGACAGUACUGGCUUGGCUAGAAGUAGCUCUCGGCAUGCCACAAUAUGGAGCCAGGUGUGCAGAGAAUAUAAAAAGCGGAAAGGUCCUGCUAGAACUGAGCGACCUGGAACUCGAGUGUGGUUUAGGAAUCGCCCACCCGAUGCACCGGAAAAAAAUACGUUUGGCCAUUGAAGAACACCGUCAUCCUGCUUUGGUUCGGUAUCCGUGUAUAGCUCAGCUAGGCCAUACUUGGGUUUCCAGCGAGUGGCUACCGGAUUUGGGAUUAUCACAAUAUUCUGAUAGUUUCGCCGCAAACAUGGUCGACGCCAGAAUGUUGGAGCACUUGAGCAAAAAAGAAUUAGAAAAAUAUCUGGGAGUGACCCGAAAAUUUCAUCAAGCUUCCAUAGUGCACGGCAUCCAUCUUCUGAGGAUUAUGAAAUAUGAUAGACAGGCAUUAGCGUUGAGAAGACACCAGUGCGAAAACAUGGAUGCCGACCCAUUAGUUUGGACGAACCAACGGUUUAUACGUUGGGCUAGGAGUAUCGAUCUUGGAGAGUAUGCUGAUAAUUUAAAAGACAGUGGAGUUCAUGGAGGUCUAGUGGUAUUGGAACCAUCAUUCAAUGGAGACACGAUGGCAACGGCGCUGGGUAUUCCAUCGAGUAAAAACAUCAUUCGACGUCAUUUGACAGCCGAACUGGAAGCUCUGGUACUGCCAGCCAGAUCCACACUAGUGCACUAUGUCAGAGUAAGGACAAAACAAAGCAGGGUACCAGGUGCCAGUAGUAGUGGUUCUUUGGGACGAUCGUUUUCCAAAUCGUGCGGAGGCCUUACCGCACCGUCACCUUCAUUGGGUAGAGGAGGAGAGUUUUUGGCAAGCGGGAUGAUGAUGGUCGAUAAUAGUUCUAAAAGGACAAGCCUCAGGGGUUCUUUAAGUCGCGCACUAGGUCUCACCAAACCUAAAAAUCCCGGAGAUAAAGAAAAAAUAUCACCAACGUCUAGUUCGGAAAGCUCUUCAGUUGUCAGCAGAAUCAGUCCGCCUUUACAAUACACUCAAAGAUCUUCAAAAUCUGGCGGAGAAUCUCCCAUUUAUGCUCAACCCUUUGCCCAUGCUCAACCAAAAAAUAUUUUCCAGAGACGAUCUGAAGAUUAUGAUAUGUAUAUUUGCAGCUCCAUAGACGAAUAUGAUAUAAAUAGAAGUAUCCAGAGUAUUCGGUCAGAAAUUGAUAACGUUUCCAAAGAAGCUAAAAGUUUUGUGGGAGGUAGCUUGCACCGAAACAAGAAGCAACAUAGAAGAGUUAAGAGUAUUAGCGAUAUUGAUGCGAGCGUUCAUGUUGACAGUGUGAAAAUUUAG